This is a messenger RNA of Cariama cristata (Red-legged seriema), 1200 nucleotides long. It is a transcript of the gene TRIT1, whose product is annotated as tRNA isopentenyltransferase 1. The coding region runs from base 67 to 1200 and encodes 377 amino acids. Lineage: Eukaryota; Metazoa; Chordata; Aves; Cariamiformes; Cariamidae. The transcript has 10 exons. Gene Ontology annotation, cellular component: mitochondrion. Gene Ontology annotation, molecular function: tRNA dimethylallyltransferase activity. The record is from RefSeq and is a predicted model, not a curated record. Gene Ontology annotation, biological process: tRNA modification.
UACAAGGGCUUGGACAUCAUCACGAACAAGGUUUCUCCCCAGGAUCAGCGUCUGUGCAGGCACCACAUGAUCAGCUUUGUGGAUCCCCUUGUCUCUAACUACACAGUGGUGGAUUUCAGAGACAAAGCUGUGGCUCUGAUUGAAGAUAUCUUUGCCCGAGACAAGAUCCCGAUUGUUGUGGGAGGAACCAACUACUACAUUGAGUCGCUGCUCUGGAAGGUCCUGAUCAACACCAAGGAGAAGGCCAGCACAGCCCCCAGGCCGGUCACCAACAGGAAAGUGGAGCUGGAGCAGCUGGAUGGCGUUGAGCUUCAUCGCCGCCUGAGCCAGGUGGACCCAGAGAUGGCGGCCAAGCUACACCCCCACGACAAGCGCAAAUUGGCCAGGAGCCUCCAAGUGUUUGAAGAGACGGGGAUCCCCCAUAGUGAAAUCUUGCACCAGCAGCAGGAGGAGGAAGGUGGGGGGCCCUUAGGUGGGCCCCUGAAAUACCCACAUUCCUGCAUCUUGUGGCUCCAUGCAGACCAGGCAGCUCUGGACCAGCGGCUGGAGAAGCGGGUGGAUGACAUGCUGGCUGCGGGACUGCUAGAGGAACUGCGGGACUUCCACCGACGCUACAACCGAGAGAAGGUGGCUGAGAACCGGCAGGAUUACCAGCACGGCAUCUUCCAGUCCAUUGGCUUCAAGGAGUUCCACGAGUACCUCGUCAGUGAGGGGAAUUGCUCACCCGAGACCAGUGCCCUGCUGCUGCAAAAAGGGAUUCAGGCCCUGAAACAGGUGACCAAGAGAUACGCCCGGAGGCAGAACAAAUGGGUCCGAAACCGCUUCCUGCGACGUCCUGGGCCCAACGUGCCCCCAGUGUAUGGCCUGGAGGUGUCUGAUCUGUUGCGGUGGGAUGAGGAUGUGCUGAAACCUGCUCUGGAGAUUGUGGAGAGCUUCAUCCAGGGACGUGAGCCCCCAGCAGAGCCUGUGAAAAUGGAGUAUGAUGUAAACGAGAACAAACGGAGUCAUCGCGUGUGUGAGCUCUGCGACAGAGUCAUCAUCGGGGACAGGGAGUGGGCAGCUCACACACGAUCCAAAUCCCACCUGCACCACCUGAAGAAGAGAAGGAGGCUGGAGGCUGCCAGCUGUGCUGCAGAGACCGAGAGGGACAGUGGGGGUGCAGAGACCUCGGAGGAGGACAGCAGCUUGCCUUUGCCGUAG